Lytechinus variegatus (green sea urchin) is the source of this 2192-nucleotide messenger RNA. RefSeq lists its product as uncharacterized. The record is from RefSeq and is a predicted model, not a curated record. NCBI's taxonomy places the organism in Eukaryota, Metazoa, Echinodermata, Echinoidea, Temnopleuroida, Toxopneustidae. Bases 109 to 1161 code for a protein of 350 amino acids. The transcript is spliced from 4 exons.
GGAAAAACAACCAUUCGCCGGUACCUCGAUUCCACGACUGAAAUAGGCCUACAUGCUAUCAAUAUUUUAUUAAUAAUUCCACCACCUAACUUAAAUAAUUUGUCUGGUAUGGAUGAUACGAAACGGAGACUUAUCAAGAGUUUAUCGAAAUUAAAGGCAGACGCCGUGAAAGCUGGAUUAACUUUGGACGAAGUUGAACAUGUUAUGCUUUCGAAAUGCAACGACUCUUCAAAACGCGAGCGGCAUAUCGCUACCCGUGCAGGCCAGUGCUCUGGGGACGACACUGGCGGGUCUACCGCUGGAUCUCGACAUCCUGCAUCAUCGGCUCUCACAAAAUGUUCCCGUUUUCUGACACCAUUACUCGUUUGCUUCGCGGCUCUCCUGUCAUGCCUCCAUUAUUUUGGACAUUUGAGCAGUCUGACAGACAUUCUAACAGCCAACCCGUGCUUAUGGGAAGCAAAUGUAUUGUUCAUGGAGAUUUCGAGACCAGUUGAAAAGUGCGAUUUUUGUGACGGUCUCACUUCCUUUCCGACGUACCAAGACAUUUCCCGCGAUGAAUUUUUGGACAGACACGCGUACACCAAUCGACCGGCCCUUAUUCUGGAAGGAGGAACCACAAAUUGGAGUGCCCUAGAUGUAUUCAGCUACAAGUUCUUUCAGAAUUUAUACCGGGAUAACGAUAGGGCACUGGAGGCGCAGGAGGACUGCCAGUUCUUUCCAUACAAGUCUGGAAUCGAAUCCUUCCAAGAAUUCCUUAACAUGUCUGAUGACAAAGCCAAUUUGAAGGAGGAGCAGUGGUAUGUUGGGUGGAGUAACUGCGAUACAGUGAUCUCAGCUGAGCUUAGGAAACAUUACACAAUGCCCCACUUUCUUCCUGAAGGUUCUGAGUCGAGUAUCACAGACUGGAUAUUUAUUGGUGGACCUGGACUAGGGGCUAACGUCCAUAUUGACAGUGUGGACAGACCUUCGUGGCAGGCUCAGAUCAGUGGUUCUAAAACAUGGACGCUCAUCCCUCCACCAGAAUGUGAACACGUCUGUCAUGAAAUCAAUGCUACCAUGGUCAAAGGGAAUGUCAUCGUGGUUGAUACCAAUAAAUGGUACCACAAAACGGAUAUCCACCCCGGCGGUAUCAGUAUCACAAUCGGCUCGGAGUAUGAUUGAAUAACCGACUCCAAAUCUGUCUGCUGUGAGGUAACGUGGUCUAAUAAAUAACUCGCCAGACUGUGAUUUGCAAGGUGCGGGAUUCGAAUCCCGUCACAUCAUCGAUGGACUUUGACGAAACGUAGCUCAGAGUAGUAAGUUGCUACCCGAUGGAAUUGAUUCGAACCGUGCAAUCCAGUUGCUGGUUUCCGUUUGGUGAAAAUUGCUCUAACUAAAUGCACUAGAUUGGAAGCCCAUGAUAGUGAAAUACUCAAUUUCAGUUUCUUAUCAUGGUGUGGAAGAUUGUGAAUCGUGUUUCAAUGAUAACCAGUGGAUUUAUUUCUUAUCAAACUUCAUUAAAUUUCAAGUUUAGAAUUAACGAACGGACCGACUCAAUGUUUCGAGCCAAAGGAGAGAUGUUGCUUGAUUUUGUCUGAUUUUCUUUUACAGGAUAAACGGAGCUCAAAAAACGGGGUCGUUCGUUGGAUGUAAUAAUUUUCGUAAGAAACCCAACGCAGUGACACAAACAGCUGAAUGUAAAGACAUUUCACCUUUUAAAAAAGCAACAUCAUUCGAAUAGAAAGGUGAUCUUGAUAAUACUACAGAGAUAAUCAUUUAUGUAUAACACAGCUACAUAAUAUAUAAAUAUCCUCUAUAAUCUACCGCGCUGUUUUCAUCUCAUCCAUUGUUUCUGUGCAGAUAUACUAAAGAUAUAUUUAAAAAGAACAAACUAUAAUGAUCACCGGCUUUUCAUGUUUUUUUUGUAAAAGAGAAGUUUUAACAAAGACUGAAUGAUACAAAAUUAAUAAUUAGUCCGUUUAUUCCAAAUAAAAUUAUCAAUCCAAUUGAAAUAUACAUGUACAUCAUUUAUUUAUUGCAAGAAUUAAAUUUCUUAAUUCCCUCCCCAGGAAAAUUAGCAAUCGAAAUGUUAUCCAAAGUAGAAGAUGGAAUUAAGAGUAUUUGUACAUCAUAACUGAAGUCGAAUUUUAUUCCAUAAUCCGAAUCUAAUGAGACGAUUAAACAGUACUAUUUGUACUAAUUUGAAGUAUAGA